UCGUUAAAAACCAGUCAAGGACAGACUGUGGCACACAGUGCUAAUCACGGAUCAAAGUCCAUCUGCAACAAGAGAUGUCUGAGCAAACUGCAGGACGUGUGCUGGGAACUCCCAACAGGACCUCAUGAGUCCCAUUUCGGUUGGACCAAAUGAUGGCAGCUGAUGAAGAGGAAGAUCUUACUCCAGAGGAAAGGAGGAAAUUGGAAAGAAAAUUGAAAAAAGAGCGGAAGAAAGAAGAAAAAAAGCUGAUGAGAGAAGCUGGAAUCUCUACUAAGAAAGCAGAACCCAAGAAGCUGUCGGGAUCUGAACUGGCUCUGGCCUAUUUAACCAGCUGGUCUGAAAACCCAAAGGAAUGGAAGUUUCAAAAGACAAGACAGACCUGGCUGCUCUCACACAUGUAUGAGAAGGAGAAGGUUCCAGAUGAGCAUUUCACCAUUUUACUGGACUAUCUGCAGGGCCUUAAGGGCAGUGCACGGGACACAACUGUGCAGAAAGCUGAAGCUCUGAUGCAGGAAUUGGAUGGAUCGGAUGCAGAAGACCCAACCGUGAUGGAGAAGUGUGAGCGCAUACGCCAAGUUCUGCAGCUGCUGUCUUGAGAGUGGUUCUGUGUCUCGGUGCUUGUCUGGUGGAAAGAAGCACUGAAUAUCACGUGCAAUACUUCAAAUUCGUUGUAAAGACAUAUUUUGAUAAUGAAUCUGAAUACUACAUUUUCUGAAUUUGUACUCGUGUUUUCGGCUGCAAGUAUUUAUCGUUUUGAGGUGAUGAAGUCAAAACAGAACACCAUGUAUGGUCCAUAGGCAUGCUGCAUUGAUUAAAAGUAAUCUCACUGCUUAUCUUUGGAAAAAUACACCUCUCUUCUCGUUAGUUUUUCUCCAGCUCUCUGUCUAAUUACUGUUAAGUAAGAGGAGCUUUGCAGUUCUUAACAAGAAGAGUAGAGCAGCCAACAGAAAGCCUGGAGGCUCCUUUACAAUGGCAGCUUGUAGCAUUAGCAUACAGUGCAGUGCUUGCUCAGCCAGCUGCAGUCUGUCACUUUCAGCUUCAGAAGUGUGUCAUUUGGAUUUGGGAAAGAUCAUUUUCAGUCUGUUGAGCACGGGUUGUAUAACACAGUUGCUUAUUAGUGCUUCACGCAGUAAUCUGGAGAUACCAUCAGCUUUGUUAGUUUUCCUUGUAUAUUUCAAAGGUUUUCAGUGCCUUGCAGCAAUUGUUUAGAUACUCAGAUAAUGUGCAGAUGGGAACAGCUCAGAUCUUUUGACCAUGUGUAGUGAACUCAUCUUGUACCCAAACUCACCCUGUGACGAGAAGUGCUGCACAGCAACACUUUGUGUGCCGCCUGCCAAUAUUGUGUUCUCAUUUUUCUCUGUACUUGGUGGCCAAAAGAGUAAAUCUGCGUUCAUUUGCGUUGACAUGUGGCAUUUAUCUCCUAUGAAUGUGCUAAAAAUGAGGCUUUCAAGUGAAAACCAAAGACAUCAAUCACUCGAAUGUUGCAGUAUUGGCUUAUGAUUUAAUAACACUUACAUUCAAUUCUGCGUUCUUGACCUGAUUCUUUAAUCUUUCUGCAGAUAUUGUUCAUGCUGUAUUACCAACAACUUUAUCAAAUGUGUAUUUUAGAAGAGUGGCUGUCUUUGGGAAUUACUGCUUUAAUGUGAAUGGAUGAAGGAGGGGAGAAUCUAUGGAUAUGCUGGCCUAAUUUUUCAGUAAGAAGCAUUUGAGUGGAUUUGACAGCCUUCACAGUCACAGGUUAUUACAAGUCCUCAGAAGUAUGAAAUGUAUUCCUAGUAACAAAUAACUUAAGAUUUGGGCUUCUUGAAGAUGAGGUUUUCAACCAAAGAAGACCUGUUGUUAGCCCAAGCAGAAACCAAUGCUUUUUUCUCUCCAUCAGAAGAGAAGAUGAAUUCUAAGGGGUGAAGUUUUCUAAGUGUCUUGUUGGGAUUUUAUAAUUGCAUUUUCUCACUUCUGCUUCCUGCUCAUUUUAGGAUUUUAAUCUAGAAAUUUACAUUGCUUGAUAAUUAUAUUCAUCAGGAUUUCCUCCGUGAUGUAUUUUAAAUGACAUAUUUUAAAUGAUGAGGUGGAUAAUUGCAGCUAUGGAAUUCCUGCAGCUGCCCAGAGCUGUGCAGGCAGACACAACCCAUCACUUCAUUCACUUUGUUCCAUCCUUCGGUCACGUAGAGUUUUCAGAUGUUAAUGUUGUCUGUAGCCUAGGCUGUCUUAUGGCUGCAGACAGGGCAAAAUCGUGUCUGGGUUUCCAUGCCAUGGCUGCUGUGUUAAUAAGAAUUGAGUCCAAGGCGAGAAGUAACAGUGUGCAUGGGCAGUCUGACAAAUUGCACCUUCAUCUGCUUGCUCUAAUUGUCUUCUUGUUGGUCUGAGCUGCAUUGCGGAGCUCCAGCUAUAAGGAUCCUGUCUGAAUAGAAUGCUGAAGUCAGGGCUUCUAGGCAAAAUAAAGGAACAUUAAUUACUCAAAA
Meleagris gallopavo (turkey) is the source of this 2459-nucleotide messenger RNA. RefSeq names its product cholesin (gene CHLSN). Lineage: Eukaryota; Metazoa; Chordata; Aves; Galliformes; Phasianidae. The record is from RefSeq and is a predicted model, not a curated record.